This is a messenger RNA of Heterotrigona itama, 1026 nucleotides long. The record is from the annotation of a GenBank genome assembly. Lineage: Eukaryota; Metazoa; Arthropoda; Insecta; Hymenoptera; Apidae.
UGUUUUCAAGGUAAAAAUAGUUCUGGCUCGGACUGUGACAGCGAACCAGGAAUCCCUUUAAAGAGGAAACAACGAAGAAGCAGAACAACCUUCACCGCCCAUCAAUUAGACGAAUUAGAACGAGCUUUCGAAAGAACCCAAUAUCCAGACAUUUACACCAGAGAGGAAUUAGCUCAAAGAACCAAAUUGACCGAAGCUAGAAUUCAAGUAUGGUUUAGCAACCGAAGAGCCAGGCUAAGGAAACAAUUGUCCUCGACCACUUCCGGUGGCUACGUUAGUUCCGUCGCGUAUCCCGCUGCGUCUUACGUUCUUCAUCCCCCAGCUGCGCCUCAUCCACACGCUGCAACUGCUGUUCCACCGAGUCAUUCGCAUCCUCAUCCUCAUGGGCAGACUCUACCUGAUACCACUUUUCCGUCGAGUCAAGUUCCAGAGUUAUAUUCUUCACAUCAUACCAGCAUGUCUCACCAGUUGACACCAGAUUCAGCUCGUCUACCGUCAUCCGUCGGAGCUACACCAAGUUAUGGUCUUCCAGCAUCGGUAACCUACCCCAGUUCCCUAUUACCAGCAACAUCCUCGACUAGUAGUAGCCACAUAAAUCAUCAAGUGUCUUCAGUCGCCGCAGCAUCUUCGUCAACUUACCAACAAGCCAAUAGUCAUCAGCUAUCGCCAACUCCGAAUUCUCUGGUUACCAUGAUGGGUCCAAAUUCUGGGAAUUCGAACUCGGCAUCCGAUCAGUUAACAUCGGCGGAUUUACCAAUCAGUUCUGUGUCUCCAGCUCAGCAACAACAACAACAACAACAACAACAGCAACAGCAGCAACAAGCGAGUCAAGAAAAUUCUUCACCAUCGUGGAAUCUUCCGAUUUCCAGCGGGGGAAGAGUUGGACUUUCGAGUUCACCGACAUGCCUCCAGCAACCUCAUGCUCAUACUGCGCAUCCUCAUCAAGCUUUCGCAAGUCAUUACAGUGCUCAAGGUUUCCAACAACCACCCAGACCUGCCCCACAUCAGUCGUUUUAUAGUUGGUAC